Molecule: messenger RNA, 423 nt
Organism: Pochonia chlamydosporia 170
Lineage: Eukaryota; Fungi; Ascomycota; Sordariomycetes; Hypocreales; Clavicipitaceae
Product: mitochondrial import inner membrane translocase subunit TIM16
Exons: 2
Coding region: 1-423 (140 amino acids)
Biological process (GO): protein import into mitochondrial matrix
Cellular component (GO): TIM23 mitochondrial import inner membrane translocase complex
Source: RefSeq, a predicted model, not a curated record
AUGGCGCAUCGGUUCGUCGUCACCGCCUUCCUGACAGGCUCCCGAAUCCUGGGCCGGUCCUUUAUGGCGGCCUACAAACAAGCCCAAGCUGCGUCACAAUACCAGCGCGCGCAGGCCAAGGCUGGAGGCGGCGCUUCAGGACGAGCCUCUUUAUCGUCAGGCAUGACUCUGGACGAGGCCUGCAAAAUCCUCAACGUCAAGCCGCCCGCUGGCGGUCAAGCCAACGUCGAAGAAGUCAUUGAGAGAUACAAGCGACUGUUCGAUGCCAACGACCCGCAAAAAGGAGGCAGUUUCUACCUACAGAGCAAGAUCGUCCGAGCCAAGGAGCGAUUCGAGCGAGAAUUGGGACCCAUACGAGAAAAGGUCGAGCAAGAGGCUGAAGUUAAGGAAGGUUGGAAACCAAAGGUCUACAAGGACAAAUAA